AUGCAAGCCAGACGCCAAUUAAUAGCUUCGGCCCAGCGAGUAGUUGGUGCCACGGCUCGAUCUUCAAGACCAGUCUUGCGACUGGCGGCAACCCGUAGAGCUUGCGCAACACCCCUACGGUUUCUCCCAACAACCGCUACACGAUGCUACGCAAACGGACGGCCUCACCCCCCGGGAGGAACACAUCGUAUGAAUAUGGGGGGUGAAGAGGAAAAACCGGCACUGGAACAGUUUGGCAUCGAUCUCACGGCUCGGGCCAAAGACGGCAAACUUGAUCCGGUCAUUGGACGAGAUGCUGAGAUCCAACGAACGAUUCAAAUAUUGUCCAGACGAACCAAGAACAAUCCUGUCUUGAUUGGAAAUGCCGGGACAGGGAAGACUGCUAUUCUGGAAGGCCUUGCGCUUCGGAUCAUUCGGGGCGACGUGCCAGAAAGUAUAAAGAACAAGCGAGUCAUCACUUUGGAUCUGGGCUCCCUGAUAGCCGGUGCCAAAUUCAGAGGCGACUUUGAAGAGCGAUUGAAAAAGGUCCUUGACGAAGUUCAAAAAGCAGAAGGACAAGUUAUUCUUUUCAUUGAUGAGCUACACACUUUGCUUGGCCUAGGUAAGGCCGAAGGCUCAAUCGACGCCUCCAACUUGUUGAAGCCUGCCUUGGCUCGAGGCGAGCUACAGUGCUGCGGCGCCACAACGCUCAACGAAUAUCGACAGAUUGAAAAGGAUGUAGCUCUGGCUCGCAGGUUUCAGCCCAUCAUUGUCAGCGAACCCUCGGUUGAGGAUACCAUCAGCAUCCUCCGUGGUAUCAAGGACAAAUAUGAAGUACACCACGGCGUCCGUAUCACUGAUGGGGCUCUAGUCGCGGCAGCAACCUUAUCCAAUCGAUACGUCACGGAUCGUUUUCUGCCGGACAAAGCAAUUGAUUUGAUGGACGAAGCAGCCAGUCACUUGAAACUGCAGCAUGAAUCGAAACCCGAAGACAUCAUGCGACUUGACCACAAGAUCAUGACCAUUCAGAUUGAGCUCGAAAGUUUACGCAAAGAAAAGGAUGUUGCGAGCCAGGAACGCAGAGAGAAGCUGGAAAAAGAUCUAAAAGAGUACCAAGAUGAAAUAGCCCAACUCAACGCUCGUUGGGAAAAGGAACGCAGCGAGAUCGAAUCCGUCAAAGUGAUCCAGGAAGAUCUCGACAAGGCUAGGUUUGAUCUGGAACAAGCGCAGCGUGAGGGCAACUUUGCUCGCGCCUCCGAGCUCCGAUUUGGCGUCAUACCAACUCUCGAACAGAAACUCCCCUCGGACGAGGAGAGCCAGCAAUCGCAGUCCGAGGAUGCUCUGAUCCACGACUCUGUCACAUCAGACGACAUCGCCAACGUCGUCUCCCGGAUCACCGGCAUCCCCGUAUCAAAGCUCACUUCCGGCCACAUCGAGAAGCUAGUACACAUGGAAGACACGCUGCGCGAAGCCGUCAAGGGCCAAGACGACGCCAUCAAGGCCGUCUCCGACGCAGUCCGCCUCCAACGCGCUGGCCUCAGCGGCGAGAACAAGCCUCUCGCAUCCUUCUUCUUCCUCGGCCCCACGGGUGUCGGCAAGACAGAACUGUGCAAAAAGCUCGCCGGCUUCCUGUUCUCCACGGAAUCCGCAGUCGUCCGCUUCGACAUGUCCGAGUUUCAAGAAAAACACACCAUAUCGCGUCUCAUCGGCGCGCCCUCUGGCUACGUAGGCUACGAAGACGCCGGCCAGCUGACCGAGGCUGUGCGUCGCAAGCCCUACGCCGUACUACUAUUUGACGAGUUUGAAAAGGCGCACCGCGACAUAUCCGCGCUGCUACUCCAGGUCCUCGACGAGGGGUAUCUUACCGACGCGCAGGGCCACAAGGUUGAUUUCAAAAACACGAUCAUUGUGCUGACGUCCAAUCUUGGGGCCGAUAUCCUCGUCGGGCAGAACCAACUCCACCCGUACAAGGAGAGUCCCGACGGGGAAAUGGACCCGUCCGUUCGUAAAGCCGUUAUGGACGUCGUGGCUCAGGCAUACCCACCCGAAUUCCUCAACCGCAUCGACUCCUUCAUCAUCUUCAAACGCCUUGCGCAGUCCGCCAUAAGGGAUAUUGUCGACAUUCGUCUCAAGGAGCUGCAGCAGCGUCUGGAUGACAAGCGAAUCAAGCUCACUGUCCCGGAUACAGUCAAGGACUGGCUCGCCGAACGCGGUUACGAACCCAAGUUUGGUGCGAGACCUUUGAAUAGGCUCAUCACAAACGAGAUUGGCAACGGGCUGGCUGAUAAGAUUAUCCGUGGGCAGUUGAAGAUGGGGCAAGCUGCCGAGGUGAAGAUUAAGCAGGAUGGUAUGGGUUUGGAAGUGGUUAAUACUUUCGAGAUUGCGGUAUAA
This is a messenger RNA of Metarhizium brunneum ARSEF 3297, 2370 nucleotides long. RefSeq names its product Heat shock protein 78 (gene hsp78). Gene Ontology annotation, cellular component: cytoplasm; mitochondrial matrix. NCBI's taxonomy places the organism in Eukaryota, Fungi, Ascomycota, Sordariomycetes, Hypocreales, Clavicipitaceae. Gene Ontology annotation, biological process: protein unfolding; protein refolding; cellular response to heat. Gene Ontology annotation, molecular function: ATP hydrolysis activity; ATP binding. The record is from RefSeq and is a predicted model, not a curated record.